AUGCAGGUCACUGAUUUGCUCCAAGUAUCAGCUACUGCGAGCCAUGUGUCCUAUCAUCGAGGUUAAAGCGUCGGCUCUUCUGUACGAGAUAACCGAGAGAACGAAUAAAUUGGCGCAACCACGGCUACGAAGCGACGGCUUGGUUGAGGAUAAGUCGAAGGUGUACAAUACAUCGUUGAUUCCCAAAGCCUCACCGAGGAUCAUACAGUUGGCCAAACCUAGAGUUUUCUAUCAUAGCCCCGUGAAGAAGCUUGGUUACGUCUCCCCAGGAGCUCUCACUGCCAUUGCCACUCAACGCAUAAUUGAGUUGUCCAAGCCAAAGAAGAAGCGACGAGUGAAAGGGUCGAAAAAAAGGAAACCAACAUCGUAUAAAGAAAAAUCGUCUCGGUAUGUAUGAAAGGUUAAAAUUCUGAGAUGAAAGUUCGUUUUCCACUUUUCUUUACGAUCAUUAUGAACGAAGAAGUUAUUAACGAAAAUGUGUGGUAGCCUCACUCCUGACACGCAAUUGAACCAUAUUUUUUCGUUAAUAAUGAUUGUAGAAAAAAGUAAAAUAGGAAUAUUUUACUCAAAAUUUCA
Messenger RNA from Ceratina calcarata, 576 nucleotides. RefSeq lists its product as uncharacterized. The record is from RefSeq and is a predicted model, not a curated record. The coding region runs from base 44 to 397 and encodes 117 amino acids. The transcript has 3 exons. Lineage: Eukaryota; Metazoa; Arthropoda; Insecta; Hymenoptera; Apidae.